Molecule: messenger RNA, 3607 nt
Organism: Dermacentor albipictus
Lineage: Eukaryota; Metazoa; Arthropoda; Arachnida; Ixodida; Ixodidae
Source: RefSeq, a predicted model, not a curated record
UGCUGUGAACUAUAUGCAGCCAUAGAGAUGGUUGCAGCAGUCGAGGCCCAACUUUCUGUAACUGCGUUCAACGUAGAGCCGUUGCAUUGUGUCUACCGUUUGUGAUUUGUUUAAAUCAGAUGGGUGCAUCUGCGCUACGGCUGAGAUAUUAUAGUAAAUAUGUCCCUUUUUUGCAUUAUAGCCAAUAAUAGCCACUCCGCAGCCAUAGCUCCAACUUUUAUCUAUCCACGCUCUAGCUUCAGCUUCUUCUUCCUUCGAAAUUCAAAAUGCUCUAGCCUUACCGCAGCAAGCACAUGAUUAUUCUUCGUUGUUGUUCUUGUACCUCACGUUCUAAGGCAUCCUGCAGUCGUAUCACCACCACUGUGGAAGGUACAAUUUCGUUUCUCCAAUGUGCUACCGCAACGCUUCUGGAAAAAGGGCCUCACAAAUGCGAUGAGCCUAGCUGAAAGUAUCACUGCCAGAACGGCAUGCCACGCCCCUCCCAUCGUCGUCGAGCAGGCAGCGAGUCAAGGAGCGUGCAGACUACGGAGACUGUGGAUCAGUCACACUCCACUACAGCUCACGUUCUAAGGCAUCCUGCAGUCGUAUCACCACCACUGUGGAAGGUACGAUUUCCUUUCUCCAAUGUGCUACCGCAACGCUUCUGGAAAAAGGGCCUCACAAAUGCGAUGAGCCUAGCUGAAAGUAUCACUGCCAGAACGGCAUGCCACGCCCCUCCCAUCGUCGUCGGUAAGGUCGAGGUUAGCACACAGUGCAGCUUCCCUCUGGCUGACAAGUCUGUUGGGUGCUCCUUCAGAGCAGGCAGCGAGUCAAGGAGCGUGCAGACUACGGAGACUGUGGAUCAGUCACACUCCACUACAGCUCACGUUCUAAGGCAUCCUGCAGUCGUAUCACCACCACUGUGGAAGGUACAAUUUCCUUUCUCCAAUGUGCUACCGCAACGCUUCUGGAAAAAAGGCCUCACAAAUGCGAUGAGCCUAGCUGAAAGUAUCACUGCCAGAACGGCAUGCCACGCCCCUCUCAUCGUCGUCGGUCAGGUCGAGGUUGGCACACAGUGCAGCUCGCCUGUGGCUGACAAGUCUGUUGGGUGCUCCUUCAGAGCAGGCAGCGAGUCAAGGAGCGUGCAGACUACGGAGACUGUGGAUCAGUCACACUCCACUACAGGCAUCCUGCAGUCGUACCACCAUCACUGUGGAAGGUACAGUUUCCUUUCUCCAAUGUGCUACGUACCGCAACGCAUCUGGAAAAAAGGCCUCACAAAUGCGAUGAGCCUAGCUGAAAGUAUCGCUGCCAAAAUGGUGUACCACUCCCCUUCAGAGGCCAUCGUUCAGCUUGAAGCUGGCACGCAGUGCACCUUCCCUCUGGCUGACAAGUCUGUUGGGUGCUGCUUCAGAGCAGGCAGCGAGUCAAGGAGUGUGCAGACUACAGAGACUGUAGAUCAGUCAAGCUACACCUCAGCAUCCAGGCCUUCUAUUUCUCCAUCAACAGCCAACAGUGAAAAUUCACAGGAGGGAGGCCUCCAACAAGACCAUUUCUGUGACUAUGAGGCUGGUAAACUGUUUCGUCUGGAAGUACAUGGGAGGGUCUCUACUGGCGAGCGUCCGUUUAAGUGCGAUUUGUGCCGUAAGAGCUUCUCAAGAAGAGACUACCUGAAAAGCCACAUGCGCACCCACACUGGCCUCACAAAUGCGAUGAGCCUAGCUGAAAGUAUCGCUGCCAAAAUGGUGUACCACUCCCCUUCAGAGGCCAUCGUUCAGCUUGAAGCUGGCACGCAGUGCACCUUCCCUCUGGCUGACAAGUCUGUUGGGUGCUGCUUCAGAGCAGGCAGCGAGUCAAGGAGUGUGCAGACUACAGAGACUGUAGAUCAGUCAAGCUACACCUCAGCAUCCAGGCCUUCUAUUUCUCCAUCAGCAGCCAACAGUGAAAAUUCACAGCAGGGAUGCCUCCAACAAGACCAUUUCUGUGACUAUGAGGCUGGUAAACUGUUUCGUCUGGAAGCACACGGGAUGGUCUCUACUGGCGAGCGUCUGUUUAAGUGCGAUUUGUGCUGUAAGAGCUUCUCAACAAGAGACUACCUGAAAAGCCACAUGCGCACCCACACCGCAUCGAGGCCUUCUAUUUCUCCAUCAACAGCCAACGGUGACAGUUCACAGAAGGGAUGCCUCCGCCAAGAUCACACCUGUGACUAUGAGACUGACAAACGGUUUUGUCUGGAAGCACAUGCCAAUGUCCAUACUGGCAAGCGUCUGUUCAAGUGCCACUUGUGCCCUCGAAGCUUCUCAAGAAGAGAUACCCUGAAGAGGCACUUGUGCAUCCACAAAGCAUCGAGGCCUUCUAUUUCUCCAUCAACAGCCAACGGUGACAGUUCACAGCAGGGAUGCCUCCGCCAAGAUCAUCUCUGUGACAAUGAGCCGGACAAACUGUUUCGUCUGGGAGCACAUGCUAGUGUCCAUACUGGCGAGCGUCCGUUUAAGUGCCAUUUGUGCCCUCAGAGCUUCUCAAAAAAAGACACCCUGAAGAGGCACUUGUGCGUCCACGCAGGCGAGCGACCAUUUCAAUGUCCUUCAUGCCAUCAGAGAUUCUCUCAAAGGUCCAAGGUCAAAGAACACCUGCGCACCCACACAGGCGAGAGGCCAUUUCAGUGCCCUUCGUGCCUUCAGAGCUUUUUACGAAAGACCCACCUGAAAGCCCACCUGCGCAUCCACACAGGUGAGAAACCAUGGCAGUGCCCUUCGUGCCUUCAGAGCUUCUCGCAUAAGACCAGCUUGAACGGCCACCUGCGCACCCACACAGAGGAGAAACCAUUUCAAUGCCCUUCAUGCUCUCGGAGCUUCUCGCGCAAGUCCAGUAUGAAAGACCACUUGCGCACCCACACAGGCGACAAGCCAUUUCAAUGCCCUUCAUGCCCUCAGAGCUUCGCACGAAAGACCAACCUGACAACCCACCUGAAAAUCCACCUGCGUACCCGCAAAACUGACAAGCCAUGACAGUGCUCUUCAUGCCCUCAAAGACUCUCGCUUAUCCCUUUCAGACGCCACUUUAUCCAGUUGAUUGAAAUGUGGCUUUCACCACAUCUCUUGCAUCUUCAGAAUCAUAGAAAAUGUACAGCUGCAGAAAAGAUUAAGAAUUUUCAAUUGUUUAGCGAGUUUUGUCAAGUUUACAAAAUUUCUACGCCAUGCGAAAGCUCGCUACAGGAACACACAAUAUGAGUACAUGCAUUAUUUUGUGUUGUGAAAAGCUUGAAGAGCACUUAUCGAGCCACUUGAAAUUUAUGCCUGGUGCAUGGCAUUGCAAAAAACAAUGAAAGAUGUGAACCCGCUACCUACAACAUACUGACACAGAGUAAAAACACUCAGCCAUCUACCUUCCCACUCAUUUUCCUAAAACAUUCUGCACGUUAUUCAAAAUUGCAGCACAGUUCCAAUAAUAAGCAUUUCAAUAUGUAUGAAACACAUUUUAAAUACCAUUACUUUCAUUAGUGCUUUUGCUAUUGAGGCACUCUCCUGCUGUGCACAAUUGUGUAGACAGCGUCUCAAAGGGUUAAGAGGACGUUUUAGCUCGGAGGCUCCUGGCUACAUAUAUGUAAGAGUAAAAUUCCUUUUUCGCG